Penicillium paradoxum is the source of this 201-nucleotide messenger RNA. RefSeq lists its product as uncharacterized. The record is from RefSeq and is a predicted model, not a curated record. The coding region runs from base 1 to 201 and encodes 66 amino acids. Lineage: Eukaryota; Fungi; Ascomycota; Eurotiomycetes; Eurotiales; Aspergillaceae. The transcript has a single exon.
AUGGUUUCAAUCCGAAGGCCAACCCCACCGUUCUUGACUACUUCCUGCGAGCGCCCCGUGCAGAACUUUACCGAACGAAAGCCAGAACAAGCCGAGAGACACGUCGAACGCAACUCUGGCGAGACUAUCGCGGUCGAUGCUCCACCCUUGCACCAUGCAAGCGGGUCACCACCUGCUGCUCUUCAACCUGUCAUAAUCUAG